This is a messenger RNA of Haliotis rubra (blacklip abalone), 1423 nucleotides long. Its product is annotated as transmembrane protein 179-like. The record is from RefSeq and is a predicted model, not a curated record. The coding region runs from base 88 to 918 and encodes 276 amino acids. NCBI's taxonomy places the organism in Eukaryota, Metazoa, Mollusca, Gastropoda, Lepetellida, Haliotidae. The transcript is spliced from 4 exons.
GACGUCACGAUGUGACCUGACCUCUGAACCCAAACCAGUGGGCCAAAUCCAUGUUGAGAUUGUGAAUGGAAGUAGAUCGUUGGUGUUAUGUCUCCGACAAUGUUGGACAUUCGCCGUGUGUUAAAAUGGGGCCAAAUCGUUGUCAACGUUGCAGUGAUGAUUCUAAGCAUGUGUGUGCUGCUGCCGUUGGGAUAUGUGUGGAAGUAUUUCAAUUCGAGCUGCCUCUUGAAUGCCGAUAUCUUCGUACAGGUGUCGCAAAACAAAACUGUCCAGCUGAAUGUCGACAAGACAAAGUGGGGCGACAAUACCCUGUGUUUCUACACUACAUUUCUACCAGUGGUUGUGGCUAUCCAUUCCUUCAUUUGGACCUGGUUUUUCGUAUACGUAAGGAGAUCGGUGAAGGAAGGCGGACAGGAAUCCUACCUACUAGUCCCUGUGGUGGUUCUCCAUGGUAUCCUGUUUGUGUGUAUGGUGGUAUCCAGCUGUAUUGUCACCAAUGGUUUUCACGCAUGGUGCCACAAUCUGGAGAAAAACACCCUUAACAAGUACACGUGCACUGACCUACAGAGCAUGCACUGGUCACUCUUUCGUAGGACGCAAAGCUUCUACACAUAUUAUCAGAUAGCAGAGGCUUCAAGCUGGCUCCUCACAAUAGCACUGGCCUCGCAAUGCGGCCUAACGUUGUACAGGAACUAUCGAGAAUGGACCUGGGAAGAGCCUUCACCAGAUAAAGACAAGACACUGUUGGAGAAAGAAAACGUGCCGAGCGGAGCAUAUGCGUUCCCAGCGAUUGAAACCGACACGGGAUCCUUGAACUUUGCUUCAGAAGUUUCGGUACCCGUCAGCGACAGCGGACGAGGCUCCUUACCGGGAAGGGAGAGUUCAAGAAACUCAAGCAGGAAGAGCCAUAUCGUAUGACAGUUACGUGCAGUGUGAAGUUUCUGCUCAGUCAAGAAGAUACAUUUGUGUUCUGAGAGCGUCUAGUCUAUUCUGUCACUCCUUGCAGCGUUAUGCGCUGUUUUUUUAACCAUUCGCCAUAUGCCAGCAGAUUUGCAGAGGUCUUCCCGACGGACAAAACUAUUUGUCAUGAUCUUUGAAAUGUCUUCAGGGAUACGUAAUUGUUACCAUGGUUACGUCAUGAUUUCUUUCUCCGAUAUAUUUAAGACUUUUAAAAAAUAUAUGUGUUGGGUAACAACUUGUUCGUUCAUAUCUUGUCACUGAGAGGGAUGGGGGUGGUUAUAUCAGUGCUACCUUUAAGAAUUAAAUAACUACUUGUUUCCGCAAAGGAAAAGUGGCCCGGUAGCCCAGUGGUUAAAGGGUUCGCUGGAUACCAGGUCUAGUUUCAGCUGCAAAUGGGUACCUGUGAGGAUGAGUCUGUGUGAUAACUCGCUGCGUUUAACAGGCUGCAUGAGUUGAAUACUCC